AUGGCCGUGAUUCUCAAGAAGGUUUGGGAAUCCAUGAUAAGCCGAUCGGGGCCGGACUCGAGGGUUGGCUCCUCGCACCAGACGGCCAAUCGACCAGCCUCGGCGGGGCCGUUAGACCAGCUUCCCACGGAAGUCUUCAUCCAGAUCUUCAGGCUGCUUGGACCGAGGGACGCCGCGAGGGCUAGCGCCGUGUGCAGGGCUUGGAAGGAGCUUGUUUCGGACAACAUGCUCUGGGCUUUCUUCCUCCAGAAUGGGAGAGAACCUUGGGAUACCGCUAUCUUUGCCGAGACGUACCUGAGACCAGGAAGGCCUCAUACGUGAGUAAUUAUAUCUAAUUCCUGUAAAUUGGGAAGAACGGUGAAUAUUUAAUUCGCUCGGAUGUUAUUGUAAUCACUGUAUUUGGACUGUUCGAGAAUCGUUUUUCGUUGAUGUCCCGAUGCCACUAGGAUCGUAUUAACCUAGUCUAGUGAAAAUUCCUUCCCUUUAUCUAGGGAUUAAUAGCUUAAAAAUAUUCUUUUGAAAAAAUGGGGCAGUAUACUUUUAUCAUAGUGUGAUCACAUGUGAUAAACGCAUGUGAUCAUCUGAGCCUUUCACAGAUUAGGGGUUCAGUACGUCAGCAGAAGCUGUUCGCGAGAUACUCUGCAGCGAAAUUUCUUAUAAAACCGAAUUCUUUACCGUCCCCAAAAGUUCUGAAAUGUUUGAUUCUGGAACAUGCACAAUACCGAUACUCCGAUGACAAGAAGAAUUUAUAAUGAUGCCUUAAGCAUUGAAGUUUCAUAUUUCAUGUAGUUUCAAGCAUAUAUCAUGGGUGUUAUUGGAAGAUUUAUUUCCUUAAGAAUACCACUUAUUCAGCUCGUUCAUUAGCCUCCACAUUCAUGUGGAUUUUUCUUGAUAGUCUUAUAUCAUCUGCCGCCGAUUCCUUUAUCAAUAUCAUAUUUAUCUAUUAAAAUUGUCGAUGAUCAAGUUUUAGUGCAUUAGUUUCUCGAAGUAUAAUGUUUUUUCUAAAUAUAAUGUUUGAAAUGUUCUUUCACGUGUUCAAAAUGCCAGGUCGAUCUCAUUGUUACAUGUAAGCAUGAAAGAUUUAUGAAAAUUUUGAAUCAUUUUAUGGAUUUAGUUUUAUUUUUAAUCAUUGAUAAUAGAGCCUUAUUUCAAUCUGUCUAUUCACCAAUCUCUUUCAAGAUGCGCAAUCUGUAACUCAGAGUUUUCUUUUAAAAUGUGUGCCAAUUGCUCUUUAGAUGUCACCUUUUCAUCAUGGCGUUAUCUGAUUCGUUACUUCCAUGCAGGAAUUACAUGGCAUACUUCAGUCAUUCACCUCAGUUAUCCUUUAUGCAUAUUUAUGCUCAGCGUGAAAAAGUUCCAGGCUCCGUUAUCAUUGAUGGUGAGUUCUAAACUACUGUACCCUCCCAUAAUCAUUCUACCGUAACAAGUUUUCUACCUCGUUUUUUAGGUGAUUAUGAUGGUAGAUACGAGCAUCAAAUUCUCAUAGUUAGGUCUGUUCCAAUAAUAAUAAUAAUCUUAUCAUUAUAAAGAGAAACAUAUAAAAAAUAGCAUUUGCGUUAUCAUUUUGCAUAUCUGUUGCUUAUCUGUCGAAGUAAAAAAUUUCAUAAGUUAGCUUUGUUGUAUUUUGUGUCCGAUUACUAUGACAGAAGUUUUCUACUCCAUGUGACGACGUUUGGCAAAUUGAGACGUAUCCACUUUUUAAAUUAUGACUGCUCUAUGUUCUAGUCAACUUUUUCGACGAGUCCCUAAUGUUGAAGAGUUGUAGUAGGGAAUCCUCUGGCGGCACAGUUACUGGUGACAUGAGUCUGUAGAAGUGACAGUACAGCUUGAAAAAAAUGUGUCCCUUGACAGGAAUGACACAGGGAAAAAGUAGGGACCCAUUAGAACAACCUAGUCAAGGUUUUCUCCUUCCGUUUUGACUUGAAUGACGAGAGGGAUCAGAAUGAUAAUAUUGAAUUUUCGGAAUUGGAAACAAAAAGCACAGAGUAGCAGAUAAAUCCUAUGCUAAACAAAGGGAUUAAAAUUUGCCAACACAACCAAAUGAACAGGCAUAUUCAGCACUGGAUAUGUCAGGUGAAUUUGGUACUUACGAGGGCAAUUACACCCAAGGAAUAUGUACAAGUGAUGGCCUACGUUAUGAUGGUGAAUCUCCACAUCUCUAUCUCCAGGUAGAUCCGCCUAUGCUACAUAUUUAUAAGAGUUAUUUGUACCUUUACAAUGAGAAUUCUUUGGAUUUUGAUUUUCAAACAUUUAUUGUCGAUGAACUAAUUGUGACACUGGAGAUGUCAGAUGUCCUUCAGUUAAAUUGAAAGGUUAUAAAUGCAUUAACAACUAUCGUAUAUACCAUAUAUAUGAAAAAAUUUCACGUCUAACUUCCUUUAUUGAUUAAUUUCUCUUUUCGAAGUUAUUGACUUGGACUGUUUCUAUCUGGCUGCUAUUAUCGUGAAGGUGGAUCUGGAUAUUGCAAAUAUGGUUGGAGCAAAUAUAAUGCGCCAUCUGGACGUUGUGCUACGUUUAUGGUGCAUUAUACCUAUGAAUCUCAAAAUUUCUGACAUCUAAUAUAUCACUUAUGUUUGUUCGUUGACACAUCUCGCCACGUCUUUACUCAAGUUUUUAUGUGCGUUUUCAUGGUCUAUUCUGUGGUUUAUCUGCAGGAAUUCGGAAAUAUUGAGUCCCCAAUUUUAUCAAGACUGCAACACUUUUUUACAGCAGUUUUCACCAGGUAUUUCAAUCAGCCAUCCUACUAUAGUGCUUCAAAGUUAACUAAUUCUAUGUGAAAUGUUCCAGCAAGUUUAUGUUUUCUUACUCAUCUUCGUUAUAUUAGAGCGUAUCUCUUUUCUCAUAUAUGAGAGGAAAUAUGGAAUAUAGAUAAUAUGCGGGCAAGAUGCAGAAAAAAUGUGAAUACCCAGAAAAUAAAACCCAACUAUAUCAACACAGUUCACAUUCUCUUAAUCUUCCUAGAUAACUCGACAUUAUGGCAUCUAACAGAUAGUAUCAUUUCUAGAGCCUAUAUGGCAUCCAUCUCUGAUCCUCAAAUAUAAGACUAGCAUAUACAAUGAACGUUGGCAACAAACGUGGUACUUUGACAUCUGAAUGUCUCACAAAGUCGACCAAUGCUAAUCUGAUGUAACUCUUAACGAAGAGUUAGUUCUUGAUAAAAUAAAGGCAGAAGAGUUUGUAUAGCAUACGAAGAUUUUUACUGAAAUAAUAUAAAAAUAAAAGAAAAUUUCAAAUAAGGUUUCUCCUAGUGACAUGAAUUACUUUCAGAACUCUGUACCUUGACUUCGAUGCCUUCUUCUUGUGUGGACGGGUGGUAUGUUGCCACCCUUUGUUAGGAAUGAAUGGUGCGACUCUUCACUACUCAUCCUAUUUUUAAUAUUCUACGCUGAUAUAUUUCAUUUUUCAUGCAGAAGGUCUUAUCCAUCAAUUAAAUGUUUCUUAUCUGUACUUAUCUUGUGGCCGAUUGAUUUCAUCAAUUAUACGUUAUUUUAUAUCUUUAAAAUUUACAAGUUUCAAAGUUAGAGCCUCGAAAAACAUGAGAAUCUUAUUGAAUUAUAUUUGCGUUAAACGCCAUAAAAUUUUGAGAACAAAAUAUUGAACAUGGGUGUCAUGACUACCACUGACACUUGCAAAGAAGUGAAGGAUCUACGACUAAAUAUUUAGUCAUACAUUUAAAAUUGAGAACUUGAGAGAGUUGGAUAGAACGGGCAGCUGGUUACUUCUCGCACCACCCUUUUUUUUCUACUUUAAUGUGUUGCAUUGAGGAGAACCUGAAAUGAGAAAAUAAUGAUGUGUAGCGUAGGACCGUGUAGGUGAAAUAUGGAAUCCAUUAUCAUACUUAGUGAAGAGCAUGUGCUAUAGGUCUUACCCUAUUUCAUUCAUUUUACGGUUUUAUAGCUGCUAAACUUUCACAUGAAUUAUUUGAUCGUCUGAUUUCUUUGUAGCAAUAUUUCAACAAGACACUGACAAGUUUUUUACACAGGAUGCAGGUAAAACGUUCCUUACGGCCAGUUGUUGUUUCCAUUCCAAUCUGUCAUUCUGAUGGUCAGUUACUUUUCAUUUCGCUUCCUUUUUAAUUUUUUUUUUUGUGGGCCUAGUGCUCUCGGUUCAUCAUAUAACAGAUUUCCUUGUAAAAUUAUUGUGAUUUACUGCAUAGGAUAGGUCAACCCAUAUUGAAUCAUUGUAUUUUUCACGUCUUAUGAUGAGCUUAUAUUCACGUUUUUCUUGGGAUAAAUGUGGAUAACCAUAAAUCUGUUUCCGUCAUCGAUGCAUUCCCUUUUUUUUAAUUAGUGAAAACAGAAUAUAUAGCUCUCAUAGAAUCAUUGACCGUCAGUGGACAUUUGAGGAAUUUUAUGUUCGUGUCUUAAGCAAUCGCAUAAAAAUAUUAGAUUAUGUGUUGGCCACAUAUAGUUAUGGAAAUGGUCAACUGAUUCAGUUCGUUGUUUUGCUCAAUGCUUGAUUUGGCUACGGUUAGGUUCCUUCAGAAUGGGAUCAGUACUGUAAUAGAAAUGCCUGAAAACGCUAACCGUUCAAUGGUAUAGCUAUAUACCGUCAAAACUGUGUGAAAAAAAUGUGUAAUUGACCAUUAGUUUUUAUCGAUCAGUUCAGUGGGUUGGUUGUGCUGUUGGUCAGUCUCUUAGUUUGGUUGGUGAAUAUCCCAUAAAUCGUGGGAUUUAAUCUUAGGUAGUUUACUAGCAAUACUUUGAAUUGAAAAGACUAAAAUUUCCCAGCUCUUUAUAUACUUAUCUUGUUUGCAUCAUGGUAGCCUAGGCUUCGGCUUGGAAAGCUGGAACUUUUGCCGUAGUCUUCAUCCUCCCCACGCCUGGUUCCCAUCGUCGCCCGUCCUUCUCGAAGAAGCCCUAACCCUAGAGGUCAGACGCAUUGUCUCUCCCUGUCCCUCCGCGCCCAUGUAAAUGGGAGGCAAGGGAAUCGGUUCCGUCCAUCCACUGCUCUCUGUCGGUCUCCAGGCGGCGAGCGGGAUCUCUGUCUGUAUCUGAUAUUGUUCCGAAUCGCCUGACCUUGGGAUGUCCUCUUUCGGCUGUCAUUCUUGGAUGUCUCUGCCACAUGUGAAGCGGAUCGGUUUUGCUUCGUCAGGCUCUUGGAUCAGCUGAUUGCCUCGGUUUUUCUUCGUCAGACUGUUCAAGAUUGGUCUUCAUCGUUGUUUUCCAAAUUCCAGACCGCCGUCCGUAUCGUCUCACGCCUUAUAGAUGCCAGAGGUUUUAGAGACCACCGCUACGUCACAAUCGGAGGAGUUUGUAUGGUUUCGACAAGCCGGAGAUUUGCAGAGUAUUCAGCUACAUGCAAGCUGGAUGGAAAACAUUACCUGAAGUGGUGCCAAGUUGUUCGACUGUUCUGAAAGGGAAAGGGAAGAUCAGCCAUCUCAUAGGUGCAGGGCCAAAACCAGGGGAUCCUCGGUUUGAGGCGUAUGAUGAAGAAGAUACCAUGAUUAUGGUGUCACUAUUGAAUUCUACGAUACCCGUGAUCGGCAGCACAUGUAUGUUCUUGGCUACACCCAAGGACAUAUGGGAUGGAAUCUGGCAGACUUAUUUCAAAGCUAGAGAUGCAGCUCAAAUUUAUGAAGGUGAAGGCGAUACAGUUACAUCAUAUGCUAAUCAACUGAAAGCUUCGUGGCAAGAACUUGACUAUUACAGGAUGAUUAAAAUCACACUGUCCCAAGGAGACAACUAUUUUUAAGAAUUUUAUUGAGCAAGACAAUUCGGGAUUUUCUUGUUGGGCUUAAUCUAGAGUUUGAUCAAGUGAAAACUCAGGUUCUCGGUAAACAUGAAGAUCUAGGUACCGUGCUUUAAUGAAGUAGUGGUAUUAAUCAAAGAAAGCAAAAAGGCUCUAUGUUGAACCAAAAGGCAUGGACAACUCGCCUUUCCAAGUCGGAAAAUAGUCACAAGUGAUGGCUCUUUUACUAACUGUAGCACGGUGUAGGAAAUGUUAAUAAAACCCUUCACUGAACUUCAAAAAUAUAUCUCCAUGUUCUCAGAUUGUCCACAAAGCUUGUGUCUAUCGAAGAGCUUUCUCACGAUUUAGAUUGCUCACUAGUUUGGACAUUCCAGAUGGACUCUGCUACCAUGAAGCAGGGUUUUGCUAAGGGCAUAUUACCUUAUUUGCUCAAGCAGAAAUCUGACGUCGGUAUUAGUCUGCCAUGCCAAAUUUUUGUUCCAUGAUUUAAGAAUCAAUUUGGGUCUAUGUCAAAAUGUUCAAUUUAAAUAAUGCUGACUGUUUCGAUCAAAUCUUAACUUCGUACUUUAAAAACUACGGGAUAGCAUAUGAGUCAUCGUGUCUCAAUACACCAGAAAAAAAUAGAGUAGCUGAAAGAAAAAAUGGUCAUCUUCUUGUGGUAACAUGGGCCUCUGUGUUUCAAAACAAUGUCUAAAUCCUUUUUGUGGAGAAGUAAUGCUUACGACGACUCAUCUCAUAAAUCAUUUGCCAUCUGGAGCCUUAAGAUUCAAGAGUUUAAUAGAAAUAAUGUCAUUAUUCUCUUUUCAAACCUACACACUAAAAUUUUUCCUGACUGUCAAUCCUUGCUUGGUUUCCGUCAAAAACGUUUAACAGGAAAGUCUGGAAAAGUUAACCUCAUUCUGUGUCAGGACUGUUGUCUGUGGAUGAAUUGUUCCUGAUGGAUUUGAUCAGUUAAUCGGCUUAACUGGUAUCCUGAGGACGUUGACAAGAGUGUUCAUUUUCUCUUGAAAUCUUAAUUUAUUUAUUUUAAAACCAGAUGGCUUCUGCGACUGCAGGAGAGAGAUAAUCAUGUCAGAUGUGCCUUAAACAUUUUUUUCAUUUGACGUUCAGACUGAAAUUUGGUCUGCACAUUCAUGACAACCUAUGAUGUAAAGUCAAGUGUUCAACUUUUUGUGCUUGAAAAAUAAAUAAAUUGGAAGGCUGUGUCGCGAUUGGUAUUUUUUUGCGCCUGGUUUUGAUAAAAGUAAAGCAAAAUCAGCGACUUUUCACUCCCCAUACGUGCUGUUUUUAUGAGGUCUGGUCUUGGGCAAUGGGAACUGGUGAUUUUUUUUCCAACAUAAUUUCACUUUAAAGAACGUACUGGUAUCAAAAAAAAAUCUUGAGCUGGACUUGAUAAAUCGAGUUAUAGACUUUUAAAACUGCAAAUUGAAUUGAACAUUGUAUAUGAAUAUAUUUGUAUAGUGGGAGUUAUUUCUCUUGCACCAAAUUAGAAAGGGUAGCCUGAAUGUAAUGUAACUUAGGCAGUAAUCCUAGGGAACAUAUUUUGGCUCAUAAAUUUUUUCCAACUUAGGCAGUAAUCUCAUUCUUUUUUCUCUUUUCAUUUUAUUAUCCAGAUACUGAAUCAGCUAGAGCAUCUAGAAGACAAUUGAGGGACGCCAUAUACACAGUACUGUUUGAUAUGAAUGUUCCAGCCGUUUGUGCCAUAGAUCAAGUAUAAUUUCCUUUACAUAUUUUUUUAAUUUAAUAUGUGAUGAGAUCAUCACUUCAAUUUAUUUUCAUCAAGUUGCAUUGUGUGCGUUCAAAUUUUUGUACAUAGAGAACAAGGUGUCCCUUAAAUAUCUUCUUUUGCUUGUUCAAAAUAUAUGACCCCUUUGGUCUGGACAGUUGAUCGUGCCAUGGAUACUCUUUCAAUAUAAUCUUAUUUACCUGUUGAGACAUUGUUUCCCAGGCAAUCUGAAUUUGUCCUUGGGGAGAAUAAUUUCAUAAAGGUGGAACUCCACAAGUUUCAAGCAUAUGGAUGUAUGGACAUUGGGAAUUAUUAUGCAUGAAUGCUCUAUAUUACUCCACCAAGAUCAGUCCUCAAACAAGUCAGAUUCUAGUUUAUUGGAUCCUUUUGUCCCCGUUUCAAAUAUGUCGUGCUUGGUCUGUCCUGGGGUUCCAAAAGGAGACUAUAUAGUUUCCAAAUAAAUGACGAGAUAAAAUAAUAAUAAAAGUUAAAAAGGGUAACCUAGUUUUUAUUCCCCUACUUGAUGGCCAUUGAGUAUUAGAUUAGUUUUUUCAAUGAACUAAACCACUAAGCUCAACCACCUAUCUUACUUUAACUUUAGAGCGAGUUACCAUAAAGUAUGAUGAGUCCUAUUUUGCGCAAUACCCAUUUAAUUUUCUGUGAAUUUGGUGAGGAUUUGAAUUAUCUCUUACUUUCUGCCUUCGUAGUUAAUAAUUCUGCUCUCUUUCAUUUUUUUGGAAAAUUUGACACCUGCGUUAAUGUCAUAAUAUAGCUUUCUUAGGUCCAUACAUCGUUGGCUAGUAUAAUUGGAUCGUAACUAAAUGCCAGAAUGGGAGCGUGUAAUUCAAGAUAUUUAUUUUUUUAGUUUUUCAAGAUUCUAUAUUGAAAAUAAAACACUCUAUGAUGGCGUAAAAAUUCGUGAUUUUACGAAUAUUGUUUCCUUAUGCUAUUUUAUUUCUACAUCACUUUUGCUCACCAUUUCUUACUUAUUUCUUACUUAUUGUCUAUGACAAAUUUUCGUUUCUUUGUGUUCAUUUAGUCAGUUUUAGGAUUGUAUGCGGCAAGGCGUACUUCAGGGAUUGUUGUCAAUAUUGGCUUCAAUGUCACGUCUGUUGUGCCCAGUAAGCUCUUUGACUACGCAAAUUUGUAAAUAUUUCCAUGGCACUGCCGAAAACAGGCCGAUUUGAGUGCAACAAGCUUAAGUGCCUUUAUGGUUCCGUACCAUGAGGAGUGCUUUAUAUAAUUAAUACUUCAAGAGAACAAAAAAUGUGUACAAGUGGUAAUAUUAUAUAGAUGCUUGAGGGAACUGAGAGGAAGCUUCAGUAUGCUUUAGUUGUGUCCUGGAAUUGCAGUUUUAUUUCUGGGAAUCAUGGGUUUUGUCAGCUGCCAUAUGGUUUUGUUUGUUUGCAUAUCUUGAUGAGUCUGUCGCUAUAAUAACAUGCAAGAUUUAUCUGAUUGGCCUCUUUGAUAUAAAUAAUAAACUUAAGAUCACUAUUUAUUAUUUUCUGUGGUGGACAUUGCCAGACUGCCUAAUGCGAAUUAGUGUGAUUUUAGCCAAGCAAAAUGUGAUGCGCAUACAAAUCGGUCAAUUUUAUGUAUUCACUGGUCGAUUGUUCUGAUUUCUGCGGACUCAUUACAUACCACAUAUCACGCUCACCUUAAUGCAAUUCGUGUUGACCCUUGUCAUCUGAGAGGCUAAUACUCGCUGGUGGUUGGGGUGGGGAGGGGGGUGUGUUUCUAUCUUGUUCGUCUUUUCAAGUCACGAGUCUAUGCCCCUCGUUCUCAAUUUUUCUCCCAUUUUCUUCACCCUAGGAAAGUAUAUUUUAAAAAUUAAGGAACAGUUUUUUCUUUUAUCAUAUUCUGAGGCCUCAGACCACCCCUUUCUGUCCAACAGUACCUUGUCCCUAGUGUAGUUCAUGGUCAGUGUCCUCCUUGAUUACAAUGGGUAAUUAGUGAAUUAAUCGGGUCGGACUUCUGGUUAACAAACUUUUGGAAAUUUAUUGUAAUUUGUGUAUGUAUUUGUUUGCAUUAAGAAGGGAAUAAUGUUUAGGUAUUUCUAAACUUUCAAUAGUGGAAGGGUAAUUUCAUUUUAGUUUCUGUAAAGCUGAUCCGACUCCUUUUCCUGAUUCUACUGUAUAAGCUAUCCUGUCUUAGACUGGGUUGAAUGAGCACAAUGGUGGAAAUGACAUAAUAUUACAUGAACUUCCUAAAAAGCACAUGAUGGUUGACGAUAAAUGUAAAAAUGGCAGAAUUGUGGGUAAAAGAGUCUUUUUCAAUUCAAAAUUUGUUUACAAAUAUUUGAAACCUUCCAAACCUCAGAAAUGCAUUGUCAAAAUAUUCUUCUAAUCCUAAAACCCAAAUGCUCGAUUGCUUUUUCUGUUCCAUAAGUUCUUCAAAGGUCCCAUCUUUGUAAGCAUGAUUUUGACGUAGUAGUGCAUGGCGAAUUUUGUCGUCAUGAGCGCAAAUGUUUUCAUCAAGGUGGUACCACUCGGUUGUCUUAUAUUUCUAGGUCCCAUAACCAGCUGUGUACACUUAGUUUUCUAAUGUAGUUGGUACUAGUAUACUCAGUACCUCAUCAUGGUGGAGAUUCCGCGUUUGAAUUUACCAUUCUUUUUAUGUCGUAUCUUCUAUGGAUAUCCCAUAUUUUCCUGCUUCUGUCAAUGUGAUUUUCAUACUAAUAACCUUUUUUUGGUUGUGAUGACGAACAGUUCGUUGUGGUAAAGUGAUGCGUGAAGUGGGUGUCGAAGUUGUGGGAUUAGGUGCAUUGAAGUUGACGGGAUUUCUAAGAGAGCAGAUGCAACAAAGAAAUAUGAAUUUUGAGUCAUUAUAUACUGUUCGGACGCUGAAAGAGGUAAUAGUUCUGUGGUUCCAGUUGAGAACCUUGAUUGCAGCUUUUACGUUAACAUUCACCUAAUACGAUCGAAUGACAUAAGUAGGUUUCAAGUUCUACGGGUUCUGACCUACAGAUUUUCCUUACUUAGAUUUAAAUAUAGAAGAACUUUGAAUAAAUCAGUAGUAAGAAAUUUUUGGGUCAAAAACCUUUGCACUUGAAACAUAUGGCGAAAGCUGUCUUUGGUGGCAGUCGAUUGUCCUGAAGUAAUUUAUUCAAAUGAUUUUAAUGUAGUUAAAUUUUUUCAUGGUUAUAUCCUUUCAGAAGCUAUGCUAUGUCGCUGCUGAUUAUCAUGCUGAACUUUCUAAAGUUACCCAAGCAUCAUGUGAGAUCUCUGGGGAGGGUUGGUUCACUCUGUCAAAGGAGCGGUUCAAAACAGGAGAGAUUCUCUUCCAGCCGCAGAUUGGAGGAAUGUGAGUUUUUUAUUUCAUAUAUUUAUCUAUCAAGUAUUCAGCAUUUUGGAUUGCAACUUUCUAUGGACUUUAUUUACUGGGCUUAUCAAUACCAGGAACAUAGUUUAUCGGAGAAAUAUUACACGAUAAGGCCCUCUGGGGUAACUUUGAUAAGUGCCGUGCAAGUAAUCUUCAAUGAAGUAUAAAGCGGUUGAGAUUUCCAUAUUUUAAGAGCAAUGGAGGCAUAGGAUAAAUUGUAUGGAGCCAUAGAUUCGCCCACACGCUCUGUUCGAUCCAUUUCUUCGGGUCCCCAUGAAUUGUAUGCUUGUUACAAUAGCGAGAAAAUUGUCAAAUUAUAACUGGGUUUAUUGUGUCGGUUUCGAUUGCCCAGAAUUUAAGCCUGAAUUGUAAUGCAUUUGGUUACUAACCACAAAUAAUCAGUAUUCAGGGUUGAAUGAAUUGGUCAUGAUUAUUUCAAAGAAGCUAUCCAAGUUAAAGUCGGGGCAUGUCUUUGUGAGCUUGGAUUUAAAAUAUGGAUGUUGUAUGCCUGUCUUGGAGAAUCUUUUAUUGGGUGCAAGUUUAUAUUGAAGGUGGACGGUUUGAUCAUUCUUCCCAUUUAAAUGAUAAUUAUUUAGAGAGAGUUUGCUUUGAAUAGUGAGAAGCAAUAUAUUUUAGAUGGACGUGAGAAAAACUUAAUGCGUCGUUGUAGCAUAAAUACUAUUAGUGAGGAACAUAUUUUUUCUCUUAUAACUCAGGAGUAUUGACUGACAUAGUCGAGUCAUUAGAAAGGGUUUCCAUUUGUCUAGAGAACAUAGAAGACCUAAGGGCUUUGAAAUCAUCUUAACAUCUCUCAAGGUAUCUGUAGCUUUGAGAGAUUUCAGAGGCAUUAAAAUUCACCAGAAACUUAUUGCUUUUAUCUUUUAUCUAAUGCUUACGAAUUAUUUCAGAUUUGAUGCACCUGUCAAGUAUUUAAUAUGAAAGAUCUUCGUAGUUUUUGAAGAGUAGAUUGAGGUCAUCCUCUGGGGGCAGGGGAAAGAAAUAUCUUUGAAGAAGUUACCCACCGGAUAAUACAAGUCAGGAAGGAUUGAGGUCAUCCAGAACCAAAAGUUGGUUCUGACUAUGCUUGAUUUAAAAUCAACGACGGAUAGAUCAUCAUAAUGUUCUUAUGAAUGAGGAUCUGACUUUCUUUUUUUUUUUUUGGUUCUUUGUGUAAAUAUGUAGAGGGUGUCCCAAGGGUUCCCUUUUUAAAAGAUUAAAUCAAUGAUCAAUCCCCUCUGCCUCCAACCCAUCUUCAUUUUCUUAGGCCAAUAUAGUUUCAUCAUAGGAAAUAUGAUAAUCUCAUUGGUCGCCUCACAUUUUCUGCCAGAUUUUUAUUGAGUUUAAAUCUUGCACAUUUAUAACAUUUUCACGACAUUGUAUUAGAUAAUGGACAUCCACACACGACUAGCUAUGUACUCAACGCAUUUAGGCUUCAUAAGAGACAAUCUAUACAUAUUCAGUUUCAGUUUCUCUGUUGGAGUUAACUGUUUAUUCUCUUCUGUCUUCCAGACAUGCAAUGGGUUUGCACAGUGCGGUGUCACUUUGCAUGCAUCAUUGUGCUGAUUCAGGUAUUUUCAGUGAUGAUGGAUGGUUCAAGACCGUUGUUUUGGUGGGUGGCACCUCAUGUUUACCUGGACUUCCAGGUUGGGGCUCAUUUCUACAAUUCAUUUACGUUUGGUGGAAUUUAUAUUCAUGCAGUUAUUCAAACCUGCUACUACUCCCUCGAACUAUGGAUCUAAGAUAUAGUCUCCCUUUUUUGUUGGGUAGGCGUGUUGUUAGUGGAUGAUGCUGGUACUGGCAGACUUUGUUGAGCUCGCAUGGUGACUGAUAUCUCCUCUGUUUCAGAGAGACUAGAAAAGGAGCUCAUCAGACUUCUUCCACCGUCUAUUUCUGAGGGCAUCAAAGUUCUUCCGCCACCAUAUGGUGUUGAUUCUGCUUGGUAUGGUGCAAAAAUUGUAAGCAACGUAAGUAAAAAUAAAUAAAAAUACAUGCUUAUAUUACUAGUCUAUUUCAGAAAUCAUCUUUUUUUUAUCUUCCCAUUUUAAAGUAUUUAUUCACCCAUCCGACAUUUUGUUUGUUUAUUUUUUAAGAUUUUCUUUACUAAUUGAGUGAAAUAUUAUCCUGAACUGUUUCAUGGGGCAGUUGCAUGGGAUAUAUACACUGGAAUUUCACAUCUGACAUGUUUACCAAGAAAAAAUCAGUUCAAAGUAUCAUCAUCACCAAAACUUUUUGAGGACGAUCCUGACUUUGUCCUCUUAUCAUUCAUUAGAAUGCAUCUUUUUAUGGCCUAUUUCGAGUGAGAUUUUAGUGUUUAUAAGGCUGUGUGGGAUAAUCGUUGGAUAUCAAGAUGAGUUUCCCUCCGGUGUCAAAGUGGGAAAAUCCUAUUUUAAUGGACAUUUUAGGGGUGUAAAUCACCCCCAAAAAGAAGUGGGGAAUCACCCCAAAACACUGGAAUGUACUUCAGUUCAUGAGUACAGAUUGCAUCUUUCAUAUUCAUCCAAUCAUACCACAUCUAGGUGGCAGAAUCUAUGCGGAUUACCAAGGUUCUGCGCAUAUAUAUUUUUUUAUUUUUGCAAUGAAAUGAUAGUCUCAAGUUAUCCCACCAAGGUAAAUUGAAAUGAUGCAUCGAUUGGGUAGGGAGAUAUAGAAUGGUGACAUUCUAUAUUUUCCGUGGACCUAAGAUCUCAAGAACAGGAGAAACACUUGGGAAUCCCGCAUAAUGCUUGAUGGGUUGACAUACUCAACGCAUAUUCACACAAAGAACCGUUUGAAAAUCACAAAUGAAACAUCAACUACCUGUCUCUCAGCCAAAUAACUUUUUCUGGCUGAAGGCUCUGGCAGGCAUUUGAGAUACCUUCAAGGUCUUCGUUCAUGUCUUUCUUCUUGCAUCUCCUUUUCAGGUGAGCACCUUCCACAGCGCUUGGUGCAUCACGAAGAAGCAGUUUCGCCAGAAGCAUCGGGGAAGAAAUCCUCUUGCUGGUUCGUAG
Spirodela intermedia is the source of this 13725-nucleotide messenger RNA. The record is from the annotation of a GenBank genome assembly. NCBI's taxonomy places the organism in Eukaryota, Viridiplantae, Streptophyta, Magnoliopsida, Alismatales, Araceae.